AACAAAAAGAACAUAUUAAUUAGAAAGAAAUGGGGUCGGGGCCGGAGUCGGAGUCGCAGUCGGAGUUGGAGUUGAUUUCGGUUUCGGUUUCAGCAAAGUAUGAUGUGUUCUUGAGUUUUAGAGGUGAGGACACUCGAAAAAACUUCAUGGGUCACUUGAGAGCUUCUCUGUCGGCCAAAGGAAUAAAAAGCUUCAUAGACGAUGAUCAAAUUGAAAGAGGUCGAUACAUAUCCACACAACUAAUCCAAGCCAUAGAAGAUUCAAGGUGUUCGAUCGUGAUUUUCUCACCAAACUAUGCUUCGUCCACAUGGUGUUUGGACGAACUCGUCAAAAUCAUGGACUGUAUGAAAACAAGAGGUCAAAUCGUGAUACCCAUAUUCUACAACGUCGAUCCAUCGGAAAUACGCAAACAGACGGGAAGUUUCGGCGAGUCACUUUCUGUACACGAACAGAAUCUUAAGGAUGAGGAGAUGGAAAGGAUUGAUCGGUGGAGGACUGCGUUGAAGGAAGUUACUGCUCUUGCUGGUUUGGAUAUACAAAACUACAGGGAUGAAGCAAGUUUUAUAAAGGAUAUAGUUGAAGAUAUAUCAUCUCAACUAUGUAAAUUGGUGGAGCUUAAUAAAGAUAAAGAUGUAGAGACUUUUCAACUUCCAUGGAUUGUUCUUUGCGUUGGUCGCACUAUUGCUGUCAUUGCUGGCAUUCUUUUCUUCUUUCUUGUUGUAAUUCCUCUUAUAGUUUCCUUUACAACCGGAGUUGUAUUUCCUUUACUUGGAAAAAUAUAUCGUGGCCGAUUUUGAAUCA
Humulus lupulus (European hop) is the source of this 801-nucleotide messenger RNA. Its product is annotated as disease resistance protein RLM3-like. The transcript is spliced from 2 exons. The record is from RefSeq and is a predicted model, not a curated record. Gene Ontology annotation, biological process: signal transduction. The coding region runs from base 30 to 797 and encodes 255 amino acids. NCBI's taxonomy places the organism in Eukaryota, Viridiplantae, Streptophyta, Magnoliopsida, Rosales, Cannabaceae.